Messenger RNA from Aspergillus clavatus NRRL 1, 2310 nucleotides. RefSeq lists its product as uncharacterized. The transcript is spliced from 2 exons. NCBI's taxonomy places the organism in Eukaryota, Fungi, Ascomycota, Eurotiomycetes, Eurotiales, Aspergillaceae. The coding region runs from base 1 to 2310 and encodes 769 amino acids. Gene Ontology annotation, molecular function: transmembrane transporter activity. Gene Ontology annotation, biological process: transmembrane transport. Gene Ontology annotation, cellular component: plasma membrane. The record is from RefSeq and is a predicted model, not a curated record.
AUGUUCUCAGAAUCACCGUGCUCACUCGAUAUUUUAGAUGCCUCGCGCUUCCUUGCCCAGUCACAGUCCCGUUUAACCCCCUCCUCUAACGACCGUCGAAAUGGCAUUGGCCAUUCGAACCAGCAACCGGGCCGUCCUCGAUUUUCCACAUCCCGAGCCUUUCUGCAAAUGACGAUAGAUCCCUACCAACAAGGCAUAUCACAUAUGUCAAACUUCCCAUUUGGCUCGCGAACUUCUGCGCUACCUGCACCUCUCUUCUUCAGUGCCAAUGAUGAGUUACGUGAAGACGACGAUGAGGCAGAGCGCGAGCGUGAGAUAGCGGAUUAUUAUGCUUUACAAAGAUCAAGGCGCCAUCUCAGCAGCAGCCGUCUGAAAGAUUCACUUGGGUCUGAAGAGUAUGAUGACAGCUCUGCAAGUUUUGAACAGAGAUCUCCCCAAGAUGACAGGUAUAUUGAGCGCAGAGGUAUCAGAAGCUCAUGGCGUGCGAGUGACAAAUCUACAAAGGGUGAUCGGGAUGUUUCGGUUGAAUCGGGGGAAAGGAUAGCGGCCGACAGUGAACGGUCUGAUGCAACUCGGCGAAGUCAUAGCCCUCAAGGAAAUUUGGUUGAUGUUCGUCUCGACGAUACGUUGAUCAGCGGGCACACUGUCAAGCGGAAUGGCACAUCUGAACGAGGUGAUGAUGAACCCCCUUCCGUUCAGCUAUUUCGAGAACAACCGGGCGCUGUGGGGAACAAUCAUGAUUUGGACCCCUUCCCUAUACCGACCGUAGCAGACAAGCUAUCAUUACUCGAUGAUCCUCGAAUCUUGAGCCCCGGGGCCUCUUCCCUGCCACCCAUUUCGACCCAGGGCUUGGGGUCGCCAUUCCAUGAUGCUCUAUGGGGUCAACUUUUCCUACUAUCCUUGGCCUGCCUCCUUGCUACGUCCUUUCUCGUUUAUCUGCAUACAUCUGCACCCACGGGGGACAAAUCAAAGUGGGGCGAUACGAUUUAUUUCACUGUUCACGGGUCGUUCCACCUGCUCGGCUUAUAUACCAUGAUUUCAAUAUUCGUCUCACUCCUCUGGCUGGUACUACUGCGGUUCUACUUGCGCCCUAUGGUUUAUGUGAUAAUUUUUGCAGUCCCUCUCAUUUUAUACUCAUUCUCUUUCUACCCAUUCAUCUCAAGCUUCCGUGGGCACUGGAGCGGGACUAGCAUACAGGAUAAAGCCCUGAGAAUCGGCUCCCUUGUGCCAUUUAUUGUGGCAAGUGUCUGGAUAUACAAUGUUAUCCAAAGUCGCCAUUCUGUCGGUAAAGCAAUCAGUAUCCUUGAAUUCGCGUGUCGAAUUCUCGCUGCGAAUCUCGAAUUGUUAGCAGUUGGUCUUGGCGUCCUCUCCUGUAUCGUUUGUUGGACCUGGAUCUGGAUGCUGAUGUUUGCUCGGGUUUUCCUGGGCGGGCAUGUCUCAAAUUCGAAUGCUUUUGCUAUCGAUAUGAGCAGCUGGUGGCUGGGAGUCUAUUUCGUCAUCAUCUACAUCUGGUCAUUGGGAGUCUUCGCUGGUAUUCAAAAAUCGGUCACCGCCGCCACAGUGAGUCAGUGGUAUUUCCAUCGCCGUGCCAGCCCCAGUCCGACAUCUAGGCAAGUCGUUCAAGCGGCCUUUGUCCAUUCUGUCACUACAUUAUUCGGUACCAUCUGUUUUUCCAAGUUUAUUGCCUUGUCCACUCGACUUCCCCUUCUAUUGUUGCCGUCCCGUGUAUCUCGAAUUCUGAAUAUCUUUGUAUACUCCUUUAUUCCGUCCUCUAUCGCCAUACUCGCUGACCCUCUCGCUCUCACUUACGCCGCGAUUCACUCUCAACCUCUGGCAUCGUCUGCUCGAGACCUUACGCGGAUGUCGAGCAUUUCGUGCCCAAUAAAUGCAUCGUCAUUCCACCCACGGUAUUUUUCUUGGUCUCGUGUCGGUUCUGCACCCUUGCUUUCAUAUCGGCUCUCUAAGCUUAUUCUUCAUGCUGCUCGCUCUAUGAUGUCUCUGGCGCUUGGUUUCGGAGGGUGGGUAAGCACUGCUCGCAGCUUUGACUUUCCUGGCCUUAGCAAUGCAACUCGUGGCAGUAUGUAUGCCUACGUGGUUGGACUAAUAGCAGGAUUAAUCGGCUGGAGUAUCUUAGGGGCUGCUGAAGGCGUUUUGGCAGACAUUGUCGAUGCCUCUGUUCUGUGUUGGAGUAGCGAAAUGGGACUCCAUGACGGCGAAGCUCGCUACUGCCGAGAAGCAGGAUGGCUGUUUGGGGACGAUCUGGCAAAUGAUGUUUCCAGGCGCCCGCAUCUUCGUCAAGCUGAACCUUAG